AUGAAUAAACUAUACAAAUUAUUAAAAUAUGAAAAGUUAAAUUCAAAUCUUAAGAAAUUGCCAAUUAAAAUAUUUAAUUCAUUUAAAAGUUUAAAAACAAAAAAAGAAUUAUUAAAUUUAAAAAUACUUUCUUCAUCUGGAAUAUCAGAGAAAGAAUCUUUUAAUCAAUAUUAUAGUAAAGAGUUUAGUAUUGAUAUUGAAUAUGAAGAGUUAUUAUUACAAAUCUAUUAUAAAUAUUAUAAAUAUAAUGAAGCAAAGGAUAAUAUUGAUUAUAGUAUUAAUAAAAUUGUAAAUAGUGAUAGUAACACCGAUAAAUUAAGAGAACUUCAAAAGUUGCGAGAUUUAGAAGAUUUUCACACUUUAAAACAUGGAGUUGCGUCACCAAUUGGCAUUGAUGCUAGUUCAAAGUUUAUUACUCUUUACAAAUACUUUUCAAUAUAUGAAGGUAAUGAAAUUCUAUUAGAAGAGAUUAAAAAUUUAAUAAGUUCUAAAAAUGUCAAAUAUUUCCCAUUGAUAGAUUAUAUUGAAUCAGAUAGUGGCCACCAGCUCUAUUCUCAGAAUCAUAGAUUUCAAUCAAUCCAAGUACUAGAGUAUUUUGUUAGCUAUAAAUCAAAGGAUAAUCUUUAUGGAUUUACUUUAGAAAACUCAAGUUUAUUUACAUUUAUCAAUGCAAUUUCUCAAUGCAAUAUAGAGGAGUUACAAUUUAUUGAUAGUUUAAAUAGUAAAUUAUGUGGUGUUCCAAAUGAUCAUAAAUUCUUAUCAACAAAUUGUUCAUUUCAACAACACCAUGAUUUACUAGUAUACUUAAAUUUAACUGGUUUCCAUAGUUUUUCAAAACUAAAUUUUACAAAGAUUUGUAAAGAGUUUUUAGAAAUUAAUCAACUAGAAUUUAAAAAAGUAAAUUUAGAAGGGUUUUCUAUUUUUGAAAUAAAUGAAAUUUUUACUAUUGCCUUGAAAAACUUGGAUUUCAAAUUUUUACAUUUGAUGGUAAAUUGCAUGGAUCCAAAUUAUUUUUCUGUAGAUUUUCCGUAUGGUUUAGAAUCUACACCAAGAAUAAUUUUUAAUAAACAGGGUGAAAUUUAUCAAAUAGUUGGUGAUUGUAUUACUUCAAUAAUAAAAUUAAUGGAAAUGUUUAUAAAUAAAUUUAUUGAGAUACUAAAUAACAAUAAUAAUAACAAUGGUAAUCAACAAAAAAAAAAGAAAAAACCCUUUCAAAUUCACAUUUGGUAUAAUUUUAAAUUUAUAUUAUCAAUCUACCAGUCAUUUGGAUCAUCAUCAUCACUAAAUGAUGCACAAGAGUAUUAUGACUGUAUUAGAGAUGAUGAUGAUGAUCCAAAUGACUGUCUUGAUUUUAUUAUUGGUUGUGGUCAAGAAGGUAUAUUUAAAAAUUCAUUUUACAAUAUUAUCAAUACGUUAAUUCAUUGGUUAUCAAAUGAAAAAUUUAACGAUUUAUCAAGUACAACUUUUCUUGGUCAUUUUACAGUUAUAAACAAUGCAGUUCUAGAAUUUUGUUUGAAUAUUAAAAGAGUUGAUUUAUUUUUUGAACAGUUGGAUUAUAUACAAGGUUACAUAGAUUUGGCAAAUAAAAGUUAUGGCUAUAGAUUAGAUAGAUCAUUUCCUCAUUAUUCAUUCACAUAUAGCUCACCCUCAACAACAUUAUUACCUUCUAGUUCAUUAGUAAUUCCUCAACAGGUAUUGGAAAGAGUUUCCCAUUUUAGUGAAAACCAAACAGCAUUUCCAAAAGUCAUCAAUUCAUUUAAAUAUUCAAAACAGGUGAUUAGAUUAGCAGGUGAAGUUUUAGGGUUAGAGUCAACUCAAAGUACUAUGGAUAGUUGUAGAUUGGAUAUAGCUAGUUUUUUAUUAGAAAAUUAUGAUAUUCAAGGAUUAAAUUUCUCUUUAGGUAAAUAUAGAAAUAAUUCCUAUUGUAUCUAUAGAGAGGUGCAAUAUUUACUUGAAAAUCAUUUUGAUAAGAUUCAAUCCAAUUUACUACACAAACUAUUUAAUUCUAAUUCAACACAAUCAUUAAAUGAUAUACUUAAAACAACAUUUCCUCAAAUUAAAAAAUUAUUUUAUCAAACUGGUGUAAAUGGUUAUGAAAAAAGUGAACAAGAUUUUUUAGUUUUUAUCAAUUCAACAAAAAUCAAAAAGCAAAGAGAAUCAAUUGAAAAAUUAGAGUUAUUUUAUAAUAAUAAUAUUAAAGAGAUAACAAAGAUCUUGGAUUCAUUAUUCGAUAAAUCCUACAAACAAGAAAUAUUACCAAUUUUAAAAAAAGAAGAAAAUAGAUACGUUGACAAAAAAAAUAAUCUAUUUGCAAAACAUUUUAGUAGAGGUGAAAUUGUAUUAUGUGAACUCAUUUUAAAACACUAUCCAAAUCAAUUCAAGAUCUCAAAUUAUUUAAUCAAAGUGCAUUAA
Messenger RNA from Dictyostelium discoideum AX4, 2412 nucleotides. RefSeq lists its product as hypothetical. Bases 1 to 2412 code for a protein of 803 amino acids. The record is from RefSeq and is a predicted model, not a curated record. NCBI's taxonomy places the organism in Eukaryota, Evosea, Eumycetozoa, Dictyosteliales, Dictyosteliaceae. The transcript is spliced from 7 exons.